Euleptes europaea (tarantolino) is the source of this 2385-nucleotide messenger RNA. RefSeq names its product vomeronasal type-2 receptor 26-like. Gene Ontology annotation, cellular component: membrane. Gene Ontology annotation, molecular function: G protein-coupled receptor activity. The coding region runs from base 1 to 2385 and encodes 794 amino acids. The transcript has 6 exons. The record is from RefSeq and is a predicted model, not a curated record. Gene Ontology annotation, biological process: G protein-coupled receptor signaling pathway. NCBI's taxonomy places the organism in Eukaryota, Metazoa, Chordata, Lepidosauria, Squamata, Sphaerodactylidae.
AUGACAAAGGUGGUCUAUAAGAAUUAUCAGCAUGCCCUCACCUUAAUGUUUGCCAUUCAUGAGAUCAAUAAAAACCCUACACUCUUGCCCAAUAUCACCCUGGGCCUUCACAUCUAUGACAACCAGUUUUAUGCAAGGAUCACAUAUGCAACCAUUCUGGAUCUACUCUUCACCCAACAAAGAAAUGUACCCAAUUAUAAAUGUGAUAGGGGAAAAGAUGUGUUGUCUGUUAUUGGGGGGCUCUCUUUAGAUGCCUCCAUCCAGAUGGCCACCAUUUUGAGCAUCUACAAGAUUCCACAGCUCACUUAUGGUGCAUUCGAGACAACAUUCAGUGGUAAAAGUGAAUUCGCUUCUUUGUACCAUGUGGCACCAAAAGUUAGUACUCAUCAGACAGGGAUUGUCCGGCUCCUCCUGCAUUUCAGAUGGACCUGGAUUGGUGUCAUUGUUUCAAAAGAUGAUGGUGGAGAAAGCUUUCUGCAGAUCCUGAUGCCUUUACUUAUGCAAAACAACAUUUGUGUUGUCUUCAGGGAAAGGAUUGAAAUAAUUGGCAAUGCUCAGUUAGGUUCUCAUGCUGAAAAUAUGAAAAAGUUUCCUGAAAUUUUUUUAUCAGCUGAUGUCAAUGUGACGGUUAUCAGUGGCGACUUUCAGUCUCUGCUUGCUUUAACGAUAGUGCUUGGGAUUCAUGAAUUUGUGGCUAUGUCUUAUGUAGGAAGGGUUUGGAUCACGUCACCUCAAUGGGAUUUCACCAACUCAAUCAGUGCACUUGGCUUCUGUCGAAAAACUUUCCACGGCACACUGUCUUUCUUGGCCCACACAAAUGAAGUACCGGAAUUCCGGAACUUUCUCCAGAACUUAAAACUGGAUAAGACGCUGGAGCAUUUUCUCUGCUUUUUCUGGAUAUCUGUAUUCCAGUGUUGCUUUAACGAAUCACAUUUUACUGGCUGUGAAAAGUGUACAGGGGAGGAAAAGCUGGAGCAUUUACCUCGAAAUCACUUUGAGAUGGAGAUGACUGGUCAGAGCUACAUGAUCUACAAUGUUGUCUAUGCUGUGGCACAUGCUUUACAUGCCAUGUACCUGUCCAGACCAAGACGACUGCCGGAGAAAAGCAAAUCUGAGCAUAUGAAUGUUCAGUCGUGGCAGGUCCACUCUUUCCUGAAAAACAUCCACUUUAACAAUGGCGCUGGGCAUGAAGUCCUAUUUGAGAACGAGGCAUUGUCAACUGGGUAUGAUAUCAUCAAUUGGGUCACCUUCUCCAAUCAGUCUUUCCUUAAGGUCCGGGUCGGAAAGAUUUCAUCGAGCCAAGAAUUCACGAUUGAUGAGAAAGCCAUUGUGUGGAACGGCCGAUUUAAGGAGAUGUUGCCCCAUUCCAAGUGUGUUGAGAGCUGCAAUUUUGGACACAGCAGGACAGUUAAGAAAGAUCAGCCAGUUUGUUGCUACGACUGUACUCCAUGCCCAGAGGACAUGAUUUCUAACAAGACAGAUGCUGAUGAUUGUAUCAAGUGCCCAGAAGAUCAGUAUCCUAACAGGAACAAAGAUCAGUGCAUCCCCAAAGUUAUAACUUUCCUAUCCUACCAAGAGCCCUUGGGGAUUGUUUUGGCUUUCCUUGCUAUUUUCUUUGUUGUCAUUACGAGUGUCACAAUACAGAUAUUUGUGAAAAACUGGGACACGCCCAUCGUCAAAGCCAACAAUCGGACCCUCACCUGUGUCCUUCUCAUGUCCAUCCUGCUUUGCUACCUUUCUUCCCUGCUACUCAUUGGCAAGCCUGGGAAGGUGUCCUGCCUUCUCCACCAAUCAGCCUUUGGCAUCAUUUUCUCCGUCGCUGUUUCCUGCUUGUUUGCAAAAACCAUCACUGUUGUCUUGGCCUUCAUAGCAACGCAGCCUGGGAAUGCCAUGAGGAAAUGGUUAAGGAGAAACAUUUCCCACUCCAUUGUCCUUUCUGGCUCCCUCAUUCAAGUGGGCCUUUGCCUUGCGUGGCUGUCGACCUCUCCUCCUUUCCCAGAUGUUGAUAUGCACUCCAAGGCUGGGCAAAUCGUAGUGAAAUGCAAUGAAGGCUCGGUUACUAUGUUCUACAGUGUCCUGGGCUACAUGGGCUUUCUGGCCACCAUCGGCUUUGCCAUAGCUUUCCCAGCCAGGAAACUGCCAGACACUUUCAACGAAGCCAAAUUCAUUACCUUCAGCUUGCUGAUCUUUUGCAGUGUUUGGAUCUCCUUUAUUCCAGCUUACCUGAGCACCAAGGGGAAAAACACAGUAGCUGUUGAAGUCUUUGCCAUCUUGGCCUCCAACACUGGAAUCCUGGCCUGCAUCUUCCUUCCCAAAUGUUACAUUAUCGUCCUAAGGUCUGAUCUCAACUCCCGGAAGCUACUUAGAGAGAAAAAGAAUUAUUAA